Molecule: messenger RNA, 6254 nt
Organism: Strongylocentrotus purpuratus (purple sea urchin)
Lineage: Eukaryota; Metazoa; Echinodermata; Echinoidea; Camarodonta; Strongylocentrotidae
Product: rapamycin-insensitive companion of mTOR
Exons: 31
Coding region: 45-5348 (1767 amino acids)
Biological process (GO): TORC2 signaling; positive regulation of phosphatidylinositol 3-kinase/protein kinase B signal transduction
Cellular component (GO): TORC2 complex
Molecular function (GO): protein serine/threonine kinase activator activity
Source: RefSeq, a predicted model, not a curated record
UCGUCAAAUAUGCAAACUGCGCAUGCGUUUACUGUCUGGUCAUCAUGGCGGCCACCAUGUACAGGGGAAGAAGUCUGAGACGUUCAAAAGGCCGCCAUGAUAGUGGAGAUACGGAUGUACCAUUGGAUUUAAGCAAAGCUCCAAAGGAUAAUAUCCAGGAGAUACUUACAAGUCUGACCAGGAGAAGUAGCGUGACAAAAGGAAAGAAACUUGGACAUCUCAAUAAUUUUGUAAAGCUUAUCAAUCAUGUAUCAAGCUUUGACAAGCUGGGCUAUUCAGUGGCUGAGAUCGUAUGCUGUUUACGCCUCGCCGUGGUUCAUCCAGCCAAGGAGAUACGUGGAGCUGGAGUGAGGGCGCUUCGCCACCUUGUACAGGAUGAGACGACUGUACAGGCCAUGCUGGCCCUGCAUGUUGAUCGUCUUCUCAUGAGAUCCCUGGACAUAUAUCAGCGCAAUGAUGUGGAGAGGGUUCAAGCUCUCAGGUUUAUCAGGAGGAUUCUCGCCGUCGCCCCGGCCUUCUGCCCCAUUUCGCUGGUUCAUGUCUUGGUUGCUAUUAGCAACAGCGACGACAAGGAACGGGAUCGGAUGAGGAAUGCAUGCGUGGCGACGCUUUGUGAACUUGCUGUGUUGAAUCCUGCUGCCUUUGCCCAUGCUCGAGGACUCGGUGCCCUAGUGCGUAACAUCUUAGACAUGCAGCUACUGAGGAUGAAUGAAGCCGUCAUGUUGACUGUUCUUCAUCUACUCAACCACCCAGCAAGCAGAAGAUUCAUCAGAUUCAAAGUCGAUCUUGAGCAAGUGAUAGCUCCAUUCACAGACUUCAACUACAGGCAUACGGGCGACUCCUCAGAAUCACAAGCCAGUGAGAAAGAGGGUUUAUAUCAAGCUAGCAGGAUGGCUAUCGUGACUCUGCUAAGAUCAUGGCCUGGUAUGAUACGUCUGUGCCGGUCUGAUGCCACUGGGUUACAAUCCUUGCUUGCUAUCCUGUGUGUACAUAAUGAUGAAAACAGACGAUACCUCUUGGAAGUGUUGUAUGAUAUCUUCUACUUACCAAUCGCAGAAUGGACUGAUAAUUUCUCCACAGCUUUACAGAGUAUAGAUUCUUGCCAAAUGAAGACUUCGUGGAACCUGACGGAAGGCUUUGUUGUUGCUGAAGCAUUGGACCUGCUUCCUAACAGGGCCAUCACGAGACCAAACCUGACAGAGAACCACUUAGCCCUGCUUCUCCUUGCCUUUAUCAAUGCUGGUCUCUUAGAGAGUCUUGUAGAGGUGGUGACAUCUGACAAUGCCAAUCUAUCCAUACAAGCAACCAUCCUACUUGGUGAAUUAUUAUAUAUGGCGGACAAGAUACUACCUCCCGACUGUGAGCAGCAUCAUCACUGCCUACCUACACUCAUGACACUCGCUGCAUCCUUUGAUGUACCACUGCUACAGAGAAAUCGUGCGAGUGCAGCCGUGACGAACCUAGAGCGGCAUCACGAGAUGAAGAAGCGAGGAGUGAUACCAUGCAGCCUGUAUCUGGACCACAUUCUUAGCAACUCAGACAUGUUUGUCACCAGCCAGAGGGUGGUGGCUGACAAGAGCAAGGAUAUGGCAGUGGUAUCAAGGUCGAGAAGCAGAUCGUUCUCCUCGGCUUUGGGAAUGCCUUCCUCAUGGGACAAGAUAUCCAAUCGGUCAACGCAGGAGAAUGAGGAUUCUGCAGUACAAACCAUGAUCAAAGAAACAUUGGUACUCACAACUAAAGACCACACCGUCUGGAACUGGGAACUAAUAGGAGGAGCAAUCAAGAAAGGAGGAGUUACACUGAAGAAGUUUGAGGAUGCUAAUGUUAACAGGUUUUUUCGUCGGUUGGUUGAGUUCUACAAGCCGAUGAGUAAGCAGUACUCUGUGAUCAGUCUCGGGCGGGAACUGGGCCGAUCUAGUGAGAUCCAAAGCUACACCAUCAUUGGAUGUCAACUUCUCAACUUUCUUCUUAACUGCGAUGAAACUGAUGCUGAGAAGCUCCUGAUGGAGUUAACGGUAGACAUUGGAGAUUGUCUCCUUGAGAUCAGCAUGGCUCCACGUAACGAGCUCCCUCCGCAGGCCGUCUUCAGCCCAUCAAGCAUUCAAAACACACUCAGUCAAGAUUACUUUCUACUGGUUGGAAAGCUAUCUAAGACUCAUGAAGGAGAGAAGAUACUGGAGAAAGCUGGCGUCUUUCAAUAUCUACUGGAUGUGUGCUCGAUGCCUCAUCAUGAGACGUUACAGAAGCUGGUCGUGACCUGUCUGGACUAUAAGAGAGAUGGCCUAGCCAGGACGGUCCUGGGCAAGAUGUUAGCGGGAUCUUCAGAGUCUAUGAGGAUAUAUGCAACCAAUCACCUGCGUGUGUUGCUUCGAGCUCAGACACCGUUCUUCCACACGUGGGGUGUAGAGCUUCUCAUCACUCAGCUCCAUGACAAGGCUCGUACUAUCAGCGGCCUGGCUCUAGACAUCCUAGAUGAAGCGUGUGAAGAUGAUGCUAAUCUACACAGUCUGGUUCAUAUGAGACCUCCCCUACUACAUAUGGGUGAUAAGGGUGCUCUAUUACUCACUAGGUUCAUCUCAACGACCAAAGGCUUCAAAUACCUCCACGAUGUGAACUAUGUCUCCCACGAGCUAGACCGAUGGUUCACCUACUUCAACCGCAAGUACGUGACCCUGAUAGAGACGGAGAUCAACGAGGCCUUCACCUGCUACCAUCGUCCUCACGUCUCCGGUGGUUUCAUACGACGGUCCAAGGAUGAACGUAGGCAGAGGAAAGAUGUCUAUGUACCGGUGCAUCUCUACGGUCAGCUGGCCAAACAUAGAGGAGGCUGUGAGCUCAUUGAGAAACAGAAUCAUAUUGCAGAGAUGUGUGAGGUGAUACGAUAUGGAGAUGUAGAGACGAUGGACACUAUACUCAAUCUUAAGGCUGCAUUGUGGGCAUUGGGUCACACUGGUAGUACUACCUGGGGUCUGAAGCUGCUACAGCAAGAAGGUAUCAUCCCUGAUAUCAUCAGACUCGCUGAGGAGUGUGAGGUCUUCUCUAUACGAGGGACCUGCUUCUAUGUGCUAGGUUUGAUCAGUAAAACAAGACAAGGAGCAGACAGCUUGAGCUGUUUAGGCUGGGAGAGCAUCCGCCAUAGCCGGGGCGAGUACUUCCCUGUGGUAGAGGACAGAGAGAACAAUCUACCCACCGUCCUGCCCAUCCCAUUAGAGGAGUACAACCACAACCAUCGAGAUCUCUCAUCUCCCGUCAGCUUACCGAGCUUCAGUACCUACAGCAUUGACAGCCCUAAGACUCCAGGAGACAGCAGCACUCCAAAGGUUGACCCCAACGUGAAGUUCUUUGCAGGAGAACCUAGUCCAGUACAAAGUCCUCUGACGCCGGGACAACCACCAAAUUUCUUUUUGGAGGUGACUGGGGAUACAAACUCUGGAGGGGAUGCUAAGGUGCUUCCGUCCACCGAGGAGCGAUCAAUGUCACCCAGCCCUCUUGUUAGACUCAGUAAGAGAGAUCGAGUGAAUUCAGCCACAGAGCAGCUACCAGGUAUCAAUGAGGUAUCCGAUGGAGGAAGAACGAUCGUAGUUGAUAGGGCGUCAAGGACACCGUUAUUGCGUAGAGCGCAGACGAUGCCUACAAUAGAAGGGCAAGAUGAUGACGAGCCUCCGCCCUUUGAUUCAUUGAUUACCAAAUUACGCAGCAAUAGCGAUGCCAGCUCCAGAAUGUGUAAGGACAGGAGCUCAGAAGGUGUGCGAUUCAACCAAGAUGUGAAUGAGAGAUCGCGAGCGCAGUCACGGGACCGGAGCCACAGUCUCAAGCGGCGCUGCGACAGCAAUGAAAGUGGCAACAGCAGCAUGGGGACCAAAAGUCGGAGCGAGAGCUUUGCGACGGACACAUCUCAGACCAGCGGUGUGGGUUCGAUGCAUUCCAACCCCUCAAGUCCACCCGUAGAAUCCUCCAUGUCUAGCGUAAGCACCGUCUCCAGCUCGAUGACUGUUAAGAGUAUCCAUUCCUCAGAUACACUCCGUAAGAGGCACAAUCUCAAAAGGACUCCAAGCUUUGUCAGGAGGAUAUCCAAGACUCUGUCACCAAACCUCAGCUCCUAUUCCAAUCUCUUUGAGACUAGUGCGGCUUUCACCUCUGUACGGGAUGCUCAUGGUUAUGCUACUUUGAAAGCAUUGAAGCUACAACACAGACAGCUGAGCAGUGGAGAGGAUGAUAGUUUGAUUAAGAGAGCAUCAUCAUUUGGGAAUCCAAGCGAGAUGAAGUUGCGCAGAGGAUUGUCAGGAAUGGUGGAGAGUAUCAGCAUGAGUUGUCUAGAGAGGGGGUCUGUCAUGUCCAAAGCACCUUCUAUGAAGUCUCUUCAUCAUACAAGCUCAUCAUCUACCACCAAGAAUGAAUACGUCGGUCUAUGUUUACCUGUUGAUGUUACUCUUAUAUUCCAUUCUGAUGAGAGUCAAUACAAGGAUGGUCACAGCGCCCCCACGAGUCACGCCGUAUCACCUGCCAUGACAGACAUCCACAUACCUCAGGUUCAGGUCUACAGCCCAGACUCUGGUUCCACAGCCAACAGUAACGCCCCUACUCACACCCUGGAAUCACCAACCAGCCACCCCUCGGACCAACAUGAUAUAGCCCAACAGCACACACUGAGCAUGGGGGAGGCGGACUAUUCCAAUCUGAGAAUAGGGGAUGGAUCAGGUGUGAGGGAAGGGGAAGAGGAGGAAGAGGUACAUAUGGAUAACAAUCUGCAUCAGAUUGAGCAUUGUCUGGCAUGUACGAAGGUCAGGACAAGGUCGUUGGAGAGUCAAGAUGGUGAUUCUAUUCCUCACCCAGAUGACCCAGCGUCCCUGGUCAUCUUCCAACCGGUCAACCCUCCUCAACCGCUCCUCAUCCGUUCCCGCGGCAGCAGCUCGGCCAGCGCCAGUAACCCGUUCGGUAGCAACAGCGUAGACAAUAACACCCCUACCAGCGUGGGUAGCUCAGGGACCAGCGUCUCACAGUCCAGUCAAGGAGCAGUCAGGAUGAGGGAUGAUACGCCCAAGGGAAGAGAGAUGAUUAGGAGAGAGGUCAUCAGACUGGUGAUUAAGAUGAGCAGCUCAGUGGGCAUGAAGGCGCAUGAAGAAGGAUUGCUGGGAUUACGUGAGAAGUUUCCUAAAGCCUUUGAGAGGACUUGUUUAUUCUCCGAUGUGAUGAAUCUAAUAGCAACCAGUAGCUACAGACUCUCAUCUAGAAGAUUCAUACAAGAACUCUUCCAAGAAGUUCAUUUUCAUGAGCUCCAUCAUGAAGCCGAGAGAAUUCUGGGUUUGGAAGAGAGCAGCGAUACACAAUCCAACUCAUCAGGAUCCUGACCUCGGACCUUGGACCUCCGACCUUUGACCUCUCAUUCUACUUGACCAAUCAAGACAGAAACAUUGUGCUACUGCAAUCAGUUCCUCAAGUUUUCUAGUCAUCGAGUAACAAAUCAUGUGCAAUAAUUUUAAGUGAACUUUCUGCAAAUGUAUCCUUCAGAAUUGUUUGAGAAUUUUAUUGAUGCAGUAAAUGUAGACUAGAAUUUUAUUUUACCUGAAAGAGCCACGUUUCAGUGAGCUUGUAAUAAUGGAUAUACUCAGUGUGUCAUAUCAUGAUGGUAUUUAUUCAUAUUUUCAGGUUUUAUUCAUUGUAAAUUGCUGGUCAGCACAGAUAUAUAUGCUAUGCUACAUACAAUGUAAAGGAAUCUAGUUUAUCUAGUAGGGUCUAGCUAGACAAGACUAGCAAGUUGUGCUUGAUAAGUAGCACCUAGGCUAGAGAGAUUAUGUAAGAUUGAUGAAAAGUUGACAUUGUUCACAGAUUGGACAUGAAAAGUUUAUUUUUCAGACCUCUGUAUUAAACCGCUAUUUGUUUCGUUGAUUAGACGGUGCUUACAAGAGCAGCUAGUACUUUACAUUCAAUAAAGAAAACAAAGUUGAUUGAUUCCUAGAAAUGUAUGUAUGUUGACUGCCCUGUACUUGUAUGCAGGUACAUGUACAAAAAAAAAAACUGCUGCUGUCAUAAGGCGGGUCUUGUGCUGUAGACUAACUCUAUCUCUCUCCAAUAUGUAGGCCUUGUACUUGGAAUGUCUAAUUUAUGCAGUUGUAUGCAAGCUGAUUUUUUUAAUGCUGGGCAUUAGCCACAAAGAAUUAUGUUUAAAUGUUAAAAUAGAGUCUUUAAUUUCUAUUAUUUAAUUAUGUGAUAUUGAUAGGUACAUGUACAUUAAGUGGGUCUUUCUGGUAUUAAGU